UUAAAAAUUUAAAAUAAAAAUAGAAGAAUGUAAAAAUGAAUUUUUUAGGGGCAUGACUCGUGAGGCAAAUAUGCCAAGAUUUUGCUAAAAAAGUAAAGUCAAACUCUAACGGUAUCCGACUGCAUAUGGAUAAUUUUUUUAUGAAUCCGUAUGGACGGUCAGCUGCCGCUCUCCAAUUGGAAAUUAAAAAUACAUAAAAUGAUACAUCAUCUGGAAAAGCAAAAGCUUAUAAAACAGUCCAAACUCCAUCCUUGCAUGUCUGCUCUCCGUUCCAAUUUACGAUGGCAAACUUCGUCGACAUAAACUCCGGCCUUUGCUCCAAAACCAUGACGUUCCACAGCCUUCGACCUCCCGUUUCACUUCCACCCGAAUCCGCACCCCUUUCACUUACCGACUUCAUCUUCUCUCUGCUCAACUCGUAUCAUCCCUCCCCCAACGCUGUCGCUCUCAUCGACGCCACCACGCGUCAACGUAUUCUCUACCCCGAACUUAUCUCCCGCUUCGAAAACCUAGUCGCCUCUCUCCGCAAUCACUUUGGCCUCUCCAAAGGCGACUGUGCUUUUGUCUUCUCCCCUAACAAUAUUUACACUCCCAUUCUUUACUUGUCUCUCCUCUCUCUCGGCAUCGUCAUCUCUCCCGUCAACCCAGCUGCCACAAUCCCCGAGAUUCACCACCAAAUCCGACUUUCGAAACCGGUAAUCGCUUUUGCCUCGUCGAGUUCAGUUCAUAAAAUCCCUUCGCUUAAAUAUGGAGUCGUUACUAUAGAUUCGGUUGAAUUCGAGUCGUUAAUGGAAUGUCAAAGUGAGAAAAAGGAACAAGAAGGAUUCAAAGUGAACCAAUCAGAUGUGGCCACGAUUCUCUACUCUUCCGGCACAACCGGUCGGGUAAAAGGAGUUGCGUUGACUCACCGUAACUGGGCAGCGAAUAUUGCCGGAGGAAUGAGUCCGGGGAGGAAGUUCCCCAUGGUUACUUUUUGUACGGUUCCAUUAUUUCAUGCGUAUGGGUUAGCGGUCAGUUUGAGGACUGUGGCGUCGGGGGACUGCGUGGUGAUAAUGGGAGGAGGUGGGAAAUUUGAUGUGAGAAAAAUGUACAGAGUCGUCGAGGAAUAUAGGGUCAGCCAUUUGGCGCUGGCUCCACCUUUGGUUGUGACAAUGGUGAGAGAUGCUGAUAUAAUGGAUGGCUAUGAUUUGAGGUCGCUUGAAGUCAUCAUAUGCGGAGGAGCUCACUUGAGUAAGAGUAUGAUCGAGAGGUUCAAAAAACGUCUGCCUAAAGUUCAGCUGGCGCAGUCAUAUGGGCUAACUGAAACAACGGGGCGAGUGUUUGCCACCAUGGAACCCGACGAAAGCCGAAUAGAAGGUGCGACGGGGAAGCUUAUGGCAAACUGUGAAGCUAAAGUUGUCGAUCCUGAUACUGGUUCUGCUUUGCCUCCUUCCAAGCCUGGAGAGCUUUGGGUUAGAGGAGCUAAUGUAAUGAAGGGCUACGUUGAUGAUGAAGAGGCUACUGCUGCGGUUUUGGAUUCAGAGGGAUGGUUAAGAACUGGUGAUCUUUGCUAUAUCAACAAUGAUGGUUUCCUGUUUUUUGUGGAUAGGAUAAAGGAGUUGAUCAAAUACAAAGGCUACCAGGUUGCCCCAGCUGAACUGGAGCAUCUGCUUAAUUCGCAUCCAGAUGUCGUCGAGGCUGCUGUUGUUCCGUUUCCGAAUGAGGAAGCGGGUCAGGUACCAGUGGCCUUUGUUGUAAGAAAAUCAGGCAGCAACAUUGAUGAAUCAACAAUCAAGGAUUUUGUUGCUCAACAGGUUUCUCCAUACAAGAGAAUACGAAGAGUAACUUUCAUUGAUUCAUUGCCAAAGAAUGCCUCAGGUAAGGUGCUGAGGAAGGAGUUGAUGAUCAAAUUAUCAAGUCCUACCUCCAAGUUGUAGAAUUCUGCCAUUUUGUAAGUGCUAAUGAUAGAAAAAUUGCUAUAUGUUGUUGACUUCUUGUUUAUGUAUUUUGUAUAACUGAAAAAUUUUUACAUAUAAUCACAAAUAAUCAAAAUAAAUUUAGCAAAUUUGCUCUUAAAAUAAUAGGAAUAUACAGAAUAUUUAUACUAUUUUUAAUUUUUAGAUGAUGUAAUUCUCCUUUGUUCUCUCAUCAUGAACCACAUUUCAUUGCUCUAUCUGACUAAUGAAAGAAAACAAAGGAAAGAAAAUGAAGAGUUAUCGCUAAAUUUUGCUGCGUUAAACAAAGGAAGUGACUAAUAAAAAUUAUAAAAAAAAACUAGAAAUAGCAACUAUGGAUGGUCGUCUCAGUCAGCUAAAUGAUGUGUUGAGAUGUAGCCUUCAACAACCGUCACCAUCUCUUGAGUUUCAUCAAAGUCAAUGGCAGAGCAGAGGUAAGUGAAUUAGUUCAUUGGGUUACUUUGUUGGCAUUUUUUACUUUCAAAUAACAGAGAAGA
Messenger RNA from Durio zibethinus, 2431 nucleotides. Its product is annotated as 4-coumarate--CoA ligase-like 9. The record is from RefSeq and is a predicted model, not a curated record. NCBI's taxonomy places the organism in Eukaryota, Viridiplantae, Streptophyta, Magnoliopsida, Malvales, Malvaceae. Gene Ontology annotation, molecular function: CoA-ligase activity.